Molecule: messenger RNA, 1239 nt
Organism: Quercus robur (English oak)
Lineage: Eukaryota; Viridiplantae; Streptophyta; Magnoliopsida; Fagales; Fagaceae
Exons: 8
Coding region: 45-1064 (339 amino acids)
Source: RefSeq, a predicted model, not a curated record
GCGGAACUAGCAUCACACACUCACACUCACACUCACACUCACACAUGGCCAAUAUUGUUCAGUGCAACUCUCUUCCUCACUUGUGCAAACCAAGUAGAAUCUCAACACCCUUAUUAUCCUCAAUUUCACUUACUCGUUCAAUCUCAAAUGUUAGCACAAGUUCCAACGCAUUGAAGCUCUCCACUCCCAGGCUGAAUAGGACUGUUUCUGCUGUAGUUUCUGAAGAGAACGCAGUUGGGUCGAAUUUUUCUGGCACUGAUGUGUUCAAACUCACUUACUUAGAGGGAAAUUCUUGGUUGUGGGAUGUGGAUGGAUUGAAAAUACUGGUCGAUCCAAUCUUGGUGGGUAAUUUGGAUUUUGGAAUUCCCUGGCUUUAUGAUGCAGCCAAGAAAUACAUUAAGAAUUUCCAGCUUAGUGAUCUUCCUGAAAUCGAUUGCUUGCUGAUCACGCAAAGCCUUGAUGAUCACUGCCACUUGAAUACCUUGAGACCGCUCUCUAUAAAGUUCCCAAAUCUUAAAGUCUUAGCAACUCCAAAUGCUAGGCCACUGCUGGAUCCCCUUUUCAGCAAUGUCACAUACAUAGAACCUGGUCAGAGCUCUGUUAUUGAAGCAAUAAACGGUUCUAAAGUCAGAGUUCAGGCUACUGCAGGGCCAGUUCUAGGUCCUCCAUGGCAGCGCCCUGAGAAUGGAUAUCUUGUCAAUUCAACUCAGGGCCAACUGACUCUUUACUAUGAACCCCACUGUGUAUACAACAAGGAUUUGCUGGAAAAGGAAAGGGCUGACAUUGUUAUCACACCAGUCAUAAAGCAACUUCUGCCUAAAUUUACUUUGGUUUCAGGACAAGAAGAUGCAGUUCGACUUGCAAGGCUUCUGCAUGCCAAGUUCAUUGUGCCAAUGAAAAAUGGGGACCUUGAUAGCAAAGGGCUUCUUGCUAGUAUAAUUCAAGCUGAGGGAACCAUAGAAUCAUUUAAGGAGCUAUUGUCAAAGGAAAUACCAGAUGUUCAGGUAUUAGAGCCUACUCCUGGUAUACCACUAGAAGUCCAGUCACCCUCAUAUCUUCCCUAGUGCAUCCAUAUAUGUUUACUGUAUAAAUGAAACUACCGUAUAUAUGAAACUACCGUAUAUUUAGAUGAUGUACAUAUUAAUUCAUUUGCCUAUUUUGUUUUUCCUAUGCACAUAAUUUGUCUAUUGUCGAAGAACUAUAGUCUAUCCAAAUAAAAGAAUAGAAUGUUAGUGAUCC